ACCGUGCUGCUUCGUUUGACUUCGAUUGACUAGCACUCCGCCUGGCUAACAAUUAUCCUUUUCCGUCUCAACCGGAGGACGCAAAGCAAGCAGAGAUGCAGAAUGGUUCAGGGCAUGGGUGCCUGAUAGGCAACCCACCAACGGACGGCAUCACCAACGUACGGUUCUCCAAUCACUCGGACAAUUUGAUCGUAUCUUCCUGGGAUGGAAAUGUGCGCCUCUACGACGUGUCUUCUAAUGUUCUCCGAGGAUGUUUUGCGCAUGGCGGACCUGUUCUCGACUGCUGCUUCCAUGACGACAACUCCGGACUCAGCGUGAGCAGCGACUGGACAGUGCGGCGCCACGACUUCGCCAAUUCGCGAAGCGACAUCAUCGGCAAGCACGACGGCCCCGUCCGCUGCGUUGAAUAUUCACAUUACACGGGACAAGUCUUGACUGGGAGUUGGGACAAGACGCUCCGUUGUUGGGAUCCCCGUGCCCCGACCGCCCUUGAACGGACCACAGGAGUCUACGGGCUGCCGGAGAGGGUGUACUCGAUGUCGGUGGUCGGGCAUCGGCUGGUGAUCGCCACCGCUCGCAGACAUAUCGUCAUUUACGAUAUCCGAAACAUGUCCCAGCCGGAGCAGAGGAAGGAUUCCCCACUCAAGUUCCAGUCGCGAUGCGUGCGCUGCUAUCCGAACGGGACGGGUUACGCGCUCAGCUCGGUCGAAGGGCGAGUCGCGAUGGAGUUCUUCGACCUUUCAGAAGCGUGGCAAGCGAAGAAGUAUGCUUUCAAGUGCCACAGAAAGACCGACGCUGGUCGUGACACCGUCUACCCUGUGAACGCGAUCGCCUUUCAUCCUGUUUACGGCACGUUCGCGACGGGCGGAUGCGACGGCUACGCCAAUGUCUGGGAUGGGACCAACAAGAAGAGGCUUUACCAGUUCCAGAAGUACCCGACAAGCAUAGCUGCUCUGUCAUUCAGCAGAGAUGGACGGCUUCUGGCCGUAGCGUCGAGCUACACGUUUGAAGAAGGAGAGAAGGUCCAUCCACCCGAUCAGAUCUUCAUCCGGAAUAUCAACGAACAGGAGGUCAAGCCAAAGCCACGAACAUAUGCGGUGGUGACAUGACCCAUGACCACCUCCUCCCACUUUUCCCACACUUGACAUCCCCUUACUCUGCCCCCCCCCCCCCCCCCCCCCCCCCCCCCACCACCCCCUUAUCUCCACACCGAUGCCUGGUGCCCAGGUGCCAAGCCCCUCCUCCUCCCACCUGCGAUUUUGGUGUCGAACGUCAGCCGUCUUUUGUACCACAAGUAGAGGAGCCCUCCAGGGGUGAAAAAAAGGAAAUGCAGUUCUAGUUGUUUAUUCAUUCUUUUACUCCUCUCGCUUUGUCCCCUUGCACUCGUGGAGCUGAUCAAAUCGUUCAGGAUUUUCUUGUCCUCAGAAAAAAAAGGAAUAGAACUCUUCUUUCGAGUUCUUUGUUUUUUUUUUUGUUUUUUUUUUGUUUUUUUUUUGUAUUUUGCAGCCAAUGUUUAUAGUCACGUCGUUGCGGCUGUGGUAUCUGAGAUGCCAGUGUGUAUUCUUUUCUGCACUUUUCACUGUUUUCGGUUCUGUGUACGUAAAUUUUGCUCGAUUAAUAUAAACCAAACAGACGGGAAAGGAAAGGGCUUUAUGAAAAAAAAAGGGAAAAAAAAGGCCAUGGCUGGGGUCUGGUCCCACCUACAGCGUUGAGUUUUGUCAACGCUGAGCUUUCUAUCACGUGUGGCAUGGUGGGACGGAGCUCUGUCGUUGAUGUAAAGCGAAUCUAAUGAUACCGAAAUACAGGAGAAUAACCUUAUUAGAUUUUGUCAUUUUGUAGAAUUUUUCUGUGAAGUGAAAUCCGUUUUGUAGUAUGCUUUGGCCCUUUUGGCUUGGGCGGGAAACCAUUUUCCAUUGAGAAAACUACCCUACCAAGGGUAGGGUAGGGUACAUUUCUCAACUGCAGUGCCUUUCCUUUUUUUUGGUUUUUUAGACAUCAUUACGUCCCGAAACGGAGGAACUCUGACAGCUGUGUUUGGCUCUUUGGCAUCAAACGCGUUUCCUUCUUUGGGCAAAUGAAUGCAUUUGGCCAUC
This is a messenger RNA of Chara braunii, 2093 nucleotides long. The record is from the annotation of a GenBank genome assembly. Lineage: Eukaryota; Viridiplantae; Streptophyta; Charophyceae; Charales; Characeae.